Punica granatum (pomegranate) is the source of this 3559-nucleotide messenger RNA. The record is from RefSeq and is a predicted model, not a curated record. NCBI's taxonomy places the organism in Eukaryota, Viridiplantae, Streptophyta, Magnoliopsida, Myrtales, Lythraceae.
CUCUCAGCUUGCCCGCAAACCAGUUUCUGUUUUCUCGUCGAUCCACGUUGGACCCAAUCCAAAUCCCACCCUUACACACACGCACGAAAAAAAAAGAAGAAAAAAAGAGCAAUCUUUGUUUCUUGUUUUGUUUGAGACAGUUAAAUUGGAAGAAAGAUCCAAUCUUGAAAUAGGGAGGGAGUUUAACCUUACAGACAGGUGGAUCUAGUCUGUGCGCCUUCUUCACCGACCGCCCGCUUUCCUCUCCCGUCCCCUCUUCCUAUUUCAAAGCCCCCAUCUUUUUAUUCUUACCCAAUACCCAUCACCAAUAUUUAUUCCUAGUCCCAUAAUUUGUCCAAAGGUUUCCCCUUCCCUUGAACUACCCACCGAGAUUGUGUGCUUUCCAUCUAUCUUCAAUUGGGUUGAGCUGAAGAAUUUUGGGUCUUGCUCAGUUAGGCAAUCAAUAGCCUGGUUUAUCAUAUCCUUCAAUGGACAAGGUGAAAGUCACUCAUGAAAUGGCCCUGCCUGAAUCCCCCAAUAAGGAAUCUCCAAGCUCUGAAGCUCAUGUCUUCUCAAGCACAAAUGGAGAAGUCGGUUCUGGCAACAAGUCGUUGCCAUCGCAAGAAAAUUCAUCCGAACUUGUGACCCCUGAAUAUACUUCUGCUGGCCCGUCUUCAGAACAAGAUCAAACUCUUCAGAAAGACUCCUCUUCGACCUCUCCAGUAGCAGUAAAUGAAACCAAGAAUGAAGGAGAAGCAGUCAACGAAACCAAGAACCUAGAGGAAACUGUAGUUGUCAAUGAAACCAAGAAUGAAGAGGAAACUGUAGUUACCGAUGCCUCUGAUACUGGAGGGAUGCCAGAUAAUCUCGGUGUCGCUUCGACGGAAAACGAAACAACAGGAGAGAAUCCAGCUCCCCCUGCAAAUACUGCCUCAGAAGUGCCUGUUACUGUAGAAGAAGCGCAGGUUGAGACUCCGGUUAAAGUUUCAGAGGAUUCUAAGACAGAAUCAAUAAAAGAUGAGAGUUCAAAUUCCACGGCUAAUGUUGAUAUUGAGACUGUGAGAUUACCUCCCGUUGCCACUCAAGUGAAGAACUUCCUUUCUUCUACUUUCCUUGGCACGCCUCGAAGAAACGGUGGGAGCCCCUCUUUUGGGUCACCAAGGAUCGGGACACCUAGAAGUGCGACUGGUAAACAGGCUGGAGAAGGAAGGGGGCUCGUGGAUACAGCAGCACCAUUCGAAUCUGUCAAAGAAGCAGUCUCCAAGUUUGGAGGAAUAGUCGAUUGGAAAGCUCAUAAAAUUCAAACAGUGGAGAGACGGAAAAUGGUAGAAGAAGAACUCGAGAAGGCACAUGAUGAGAUUCCUGAGUACAGGAGACGAGCGGAGACAGCCGAGGUUGAGAAGCUUCGGGUAGUGAAGGAGCUUGACAGCACCAAGAGGCUGAUCGAGGAGCUGAAGCUCAACCUUGAGAGGGCCCAGACUGAAGAACACCAGGCCAAGCAGGACUCCGAAUUGGCCAAGCUGAGGGUGGAGGAGAUGGAGCAGGGGAUUGCCGAUGAUGCCAGUGUGGCAGCCAAGGCCCAGCUCGAGGUGGCCAAGGCCCGCCAUGCAGCAGCUGUCUCGGAGCUGAAGUCGGUGAGGGAGGAGCUCGAGUCUCUAAGGAAAGAGUACGCGUCCUUGGUGGAGGAGAAGGGGAUUGCCGUGCAGAAAGCCGAGGAGGCAGCUGCUGCCUCCAAGGAAGUGGAGAAGACAGUGGAGGAACUGACUAUCGAGUUGAUUACCACCAAGGAGGCCUUGGAAUCGGCCCAGGCAGCCCAUCUUGAAGCCGAGGAGCAGCGGAUUGGGGCAGCUAUGGCCCGGGAGCAGGAUUGCCUCAACUGGGAGAAGGAGUUGAAGCAGGCGGAAGAAGAGCUUCAGAAGCUGAACCAGCAGGUUCAGUUGGCAAAGGAUCUCAAAUCGAAGUUAGAUACUGCUUCAACCUUGCUCGUUGAUCUGAAGGCUGAACUGGCAGCUUAUAUGGAGUCGAACUUGAAGCAGGAGGUUAACGAAGAGUCCGAAGAUUCCGAGAAGAGGGCCCACAAUGAUCUGCAGGCAGCAGUUGCUUCUGCAAAAAAGGAGCUCGAGGAGGUAAUGCUCAACAUAGAAAAAGCGACUGCAGAGGUGAAUUGCCUUAAGGUGGCUGCCAACUCCUUGAAAUCCGAAUUGGAUAAGGAGAAAGCAGCGCUGGAGACCGUUAGGCAGAGAGAAGGCAUGGCUUCGGUUGCAGUGGCUUCGCUUGAGGUUGAUCUGGAAAGAACGAGGGCUGAAAUCGCAGUUGUCCAGGCAAAAGAGAAGGAAGCCAAAGAGAAGAUGGUAGAGAUCCCAAAGCAAUUACAGGAAGCAGCCCGGGAGGCAGAUGAGGCCAAAGAACUGGCCCAAUCAGCUCGUGAAGAACUUCGUAGAGCGAAGGAAGAGGCUGAGCAAGCAAAGGCUGGAGCAAGCACACUCGAGAGCCGACUGCAUGCUGCCAAGAAGGAGAUUGAAGCAGCCAGGGCCUCAGAGAAACUGGCCCUAGCAGCCAUCAAGGCCUUGCAGGAGAGUGAAUCAGCACUGCCCGCCAAUGAAGCAGACUCAUCCUCUUCUGGAGUGACACUGUCUCUCGAGGAGUACUACGAGCUUAGCAAGCGGGCUCAUGAGGCCGAGGAGCAAGCCAACGCGAGGGUGGCUGCAGCCAUCUCCCAAAUUGACCUGGCCAAGGAAUCUGAGCUUCAGAGCCUCAAGAAGCUCGAGGAUGCAAAUAAUGAGAUGACCCGACGAAAGGAAGCGCUACAAGAGGCCUUAGAGAAGGCUGAGAGGGCCAAGGAAGGGAAGUUAGGUGUGGAGCAGGAGUUAAGGAAGUGGAGAGCCGAACAUGAGCAGCAGCGCCGCAAGACCACCGCUGGUGCGGCCCCAGAAUCGUCCCAACCAGUUGCCAGCCCAAGAGCAGAUUCUAAACUUAACGCAAAUGCACCCAAUGAGUCGAACAACUUCAUAAGGAUUCCUGAACCAACCGUCCCCACCCAGAGAAUCUCGAGCCAAUCGAGUAAUUAUCAUGGGAGUAGCACUGAGACAGACUCUUCUUCCCCUGAUGUCAAGUAUGGGAAGAAGAAGAAGAGAUCAUUCUUUCCCCGGAUCCUAUUGUUCUUGGCCAGGAGAAAGACUCACUCACCCAAGACAGCGUAAACUCUCUCUUCAGUAAUGAUUUCCAUCCUUUGGGCUUAUCAAGUCUCUAUAGUGACAUCCCGGGUGCUCGUUUGGCUCCGGUUCUCGCUUUUACUUGAAGACACCAAUGCUGUUGAUAAUAGAUCAUCGUGUACCAUAAUUUCUACUUUUGUUACAGAGGACUUGCAAUGGUGGUUGUGGUUGUUUUUGAGCGGUUGAAUUCAUACAGAUCGGUCUGUUAUUUGUUGGGUUGAUGAACGGUGAAGGGAUACACAUGACACGGUCCUUCAAUGUAUAUGCUUGAAAUAUAGAAUGAGUAGAGCACUGAAGUUAUAAGUUCUGAUUCCUUUGGUUUGCUGUGAGAUAUUGACGAAUACGAAUUGUUUCUUUUUCUCUUGGCA